This is a messenger RNA of Fusarium vanettenii 77-13-4, 855 nucleotides long. RefSeq lists its product as uncharacterized. The record is from RefSeq and is a predicted model, not a curated record. The transcript has a single exon. NCBI's taxonomy places the organism in Eukaryota, Fungi, Ascomycota, Sordariomycetes, Hypocreales, Nectriaceae. Bases 1 to 855 code for a protein of 284 amino acids.
AUGCGUUCUUUCAUCCCCUUCGCCGCCGUUCUGGCUACCGUCUCCAACGCCCUGCCAUGCGCCGCUGAGUCCUGUCAGCUCAACGAGAUCCCCUCUACCGUGGUCUGUGGCGGCAACGGCUAUGUGUCCGCUACCAACACCCCGUGGUACAAGAAGUCCCAGGCCGAGGGCACCGUCGGGAAGUGCAUUGCUGCCUGCACGGGCGGAUGCAAGGCCGUCAGCUUCGACACCCAGUACAACACUUGCUACUUCUACACUGCCGAGGUCACCAAGAUGAAGCUCUACGGAACGUCCACCUUCAACUACUUCGACCGCGCUUGCACCUUUGAGACGACCCCCGAGAGUGUCUGUGGUGGCAAUGGCUACGUCGCUGCUACGAAUACACCUUGGUACAAGAAGUCCCAGGCUGAGGGUACCAUGGGCAAAUGUCUCGCGGCCUGCACGGGCGGAUGCAAGGCUGUCAGCUUCGACACCCAGUACAAGACCUGCUACUUCUACUUCUCCGAGGUCACCAAGAUGAAGCUCUACGGAAAGUCCAGCUUCCACUACUUUGACCGAGCCUGCAAGUACGAGAACGUUGACCACACCGUCUGCGGCCAGCGCGGUUCGGGCGGCCCGGAGCCUCUUGAUACCAAGAUCAUCUCCUCCGGGGUCAAGGAUGAGUGUCUCGCCUUCUGCCACGUCGAUCCCGGUUGUGAAUCUGUCAGCUACAACCCGACCGACAAGAAGUGCUCCAAGUACGAGGUCGCGGUCGCGGAUGCUGGUGUCACCCUGGCUGCCGAGGGCACCAGCUUGUUCUACGACGAGGAAUGCUACAAGUGCACUGCCGUCGUCGAACCCCAACGCAAGGCCUAA